GCGCGCCGCCCUUCUGGCGUCGUCUGCUGUGCUGUGCUGUCCCAUGCGUAACGGCUAUUUCGGCACGAACUCGGACAGGUGCUUCUCAUAUUCGAUCUAACAUUAUGUUAAGGGUAGGAAAGGUGGCCCGGUCUGGAGCCCCCCGGGGCAACCAGGGGGACCAUCAUGGCGCAACCGUCCGUGCCUACGCUGUGCUCGCAUGACUCGAUCGCUUCGUCGGAGUCUCCUAAGCGCUGCUGCACACUCAGGCGUCGCAGUAGUUCUCCCCCUCCUCUCUCACCGAGCUUCUCUUUCAACGGAAGACAGCUCUGUCCUCUGAGCAGAGAUUCUACCCUCGAAGACUGCAGUGCCGUCCGACUCGUCGGCUUCCACAAGCGAGGGAGCCUCGUCGUGGUUGACCCCGCGCCACCGUCCAACGGAACCAACAUGGAGGACACCCAACCUGCUUCGGCCGAGGACACAGCGGCACCAGAUCAGCUCCGUCAAGAUCAACUGAAUGCUUUGCUCCAGCAAACUCAAGAUGCCAUUCGGGUCGCGGACAGUUGCUCAAGUCCUUCUUCAUCCUCCGCUCCCUUAACCAAUCCGCCCUCGUCAGAAAUCUACAGACGAAUGGAGGGGGACGACUUGCAACGUUUUGUGCAGGAAGCCAACAUGCGUUGUUCUAACAGCAGUCACGAACAGUUCGUCGACUUCGUACGGACCAAUCGUCAGGCGUUCGCUCAACUGCUAGAAGAAACCGCCUCCAUGUUCAACGGAACGCUCAAAUUGCCAACGUCUUCGUUUGGUGACAGGGACUCUGGUAUUUUUACGGAUCACGAUAGCUGGAAUUGUGGUGCUGCUACUAGUGGUGGUGAAUCUAGGACCAGUUCAGGUGCGACCACGAGACAACAGUUUGUAUUUCCGUCGGAUUCGCCGUCCAUUUUUCGUGUCGUCAAUGGAAGUUCGUCGUCCGAAACUAACUUACGCACAUCCGAAAGCGUAUCCGUCACGGCUUCCGUCCGCAGCGGCGACACAGACCCUGCCCUUCACUUCAACACCCAUCCACUGGUCAGGAGAACGGACAAUGGAACUACGUCCAGGGGUCCCGACUCUGUCGACGGUGCCACGGAAAGGAACGCUCGAACGCUGCUCGAUAUGGGCGAUCUGUUUCGACGCAGUCCCCUGUUCGAAAGGACGCACAAUUUGUUCAGGGCCUCUGGCAUGAGCGACGUGAUGUCGGCGUCCGACACCCAACUGCGAGCCAAGCCUCGGCCCUUCUCUGACUUCGAAAGACUCAGUGACGCCUCACUGAGAUCGGAUCCGGAGGGUCUCAAUAUUCUGGGAAGGAUGAGUUCGUCGUUUCAUUUUAGCACCAGGAGUCAUUUUGAGUACUGCGGGGAAACCAAUACAUUUAGGUUCAGCACACAGCAGAUGUGCGAAAGUCUUUCGGGCAGCUACGAAAGUGUCUCGGAGAGCGAAGAUGAGGAAGAGUCGCUAGAAGAUGCUACGAGCCUCGGGGAAGAAGCAAAGAUCCUGGCUAUCGAGGAUGUCCCUGCUUCCAGAGUGGAUGACUCGAUAGACACCGUCAGUGCCUGCUCCCUCUCUAUCGGGACUCCCAGCAUAACCAGUAGUAGGCGACUGGAGAAGCCAACAACUGGUGUCGCUGCGAGCAGCUGGGGCAGAGUAGCGCAAGAGCUUCUAACUACGGAAAAAACGUACGUCGAAGUCUUGCACCUACUGGACCAGGUGUUCGCUUUUAGGGUUGACCAGGAGAACCGGGCCCAUUCUAUGUUUCCUCAAGCGGUCGUCUCCGCGAUGUUCUCGAACCUCAAGUCACUGUACCAGCUGCAUCACGACUUCCUUUUGCCCAAGUUGCAGGGCCGUAUAGACACCUGGGACAGUAACCCACGUAUCGGGGACAUCAUGAAGGAUUUUGCACCGUUCCUGAAGAUGUACACGGAGUAUGUGAGGAACUACGAUGAUGCAAUGCGGCUUCUGGGAUCCUGGUACAACAAGCAGCCAAGGUUUCAAGGCAUCAUGGAUGAUAUUCAUAGGAUGCCAGAAUGUGGUAAUCUUACCAUUCAACACCACAUGCUGACACCAGUUCAGAGGGUGCCACGAUACCAGCUCCUUCUUAAAGAGUACUUGAAGAAAUUACCCGAAGAUUCCCCAGACACGACUGAUACCGAGAAAGCCCUGGAGUUGGUCUCCACAGCUGCUAUCCAUUCAAAUGAAGCCAUGAAGAAAAUAGACAAAUUCAAGAAGCUAUUGGAAAUCCAGGACCUGGUCGGCGGCGUUAUGGAUCUUGUCAGUCCAACACGGGAGUUACUGCGAGAAGGGAAAAUUACGAAGAUAUGUGCAAGAUCAGGAGAUCAUCAGGAAAGACAUAUGUUUGUGUUCAACGACUUGGUCCUACUGUGCAGUCAGCGGUUGAUGAGCAAUCGGGUCGUGUCUGGAGCAUGCUAUCGCAUCCGAGCACGAGUGGACAUGGAUGGGCUCAUUGUGCAAGAAGGGGACAAUCUGGAGACGCCAAACAGCUUUUACAUCAAGAACACUGGCCGUUCUAUAGAACUGUUCGCUCAAACACCUGAGGAGAAAAUGUCCUGGAUGCAGACACUUGCUAAGGCAGUGCAUGACUUGAAGAUGCGGAAGAGCUCACUCAGAGUCGGACUCAGUGGAUCUAAGAGUCCGGAAGAAUUAGAACUUGGCCAGAGGGCUCCAGUCCUGGUGAAGGCAGACACAGUGUCACACUGCCAGAAGUGCUCUAUGGCUUUUUCUGCUCUGGGUCUACGAUGGAAGCACCACUGCCAUGCAUGUGGCAUCGUGGCGUGCAGUAAAUGUCUUUCACGAAAAACGAAACUAGCCUAUGACAACAACCGAGCCAGCCGCGUGUGCUCUUCCUGUUGGGAGGCCAUCUUGAAGAAUCAUCCCGACAGAGCCGAUGCGGAACGUGAAAUAAAAUCACCAUUGGAAAGUCCAACGUUCCAGGCUGAAAACGCCGUGAUCAGUGGCUAUUUGAAACUGAAGACCGGAGGUCAAGACAAGAGCUCGAAGGCCUGGGCGAGACGAUGGUUUGCUCUGCAACGUGACUUCGUCCUCUACUCCUUCAAGUCCCACGAGGACUUCCUCCCGUUGACAUCCAUGCCAGUUCCUGGUUUCUUGGUGAGCAUUGCCGAAAAAGGCGAUGGUGUGGACCUGAGGCUUCCCAUCUUUAAACUUUUCCACCAGAAAAAGACAUACUUCUUCCAGGCAUCAGACGUAGAGGAGUUAGAAAGGUGGACGAAGGCGCUAGAAAAGGCAUCAAGAGCCGAAGAUCCCGGCUAAACGCUUGCCUUUAGUUUCACAUCAUUCAAAUGUCAUUCUAAUAACUUAGGGUUGUACUCAAUUGCUCAUUGACAAUGUCCGGCUUCGACGCAGAGUGAGGAUUCCGCUCAAUUAAGAAGCAGUCAUCCCAGUGAAGAUGGAUAACCUUUUGGGGCGUUAUUUGUGUUGUUGCUGCUUGUCUGCCAAAGCUGCCAUCUACGAUUUGCAAGGAAUUCACAUAUCACAUUUGCACAGUCCACGUACGCUGGUUUCAUAUUAUCUAAGGAUAUUCGUUUGAUACGAUUCACAAGCCUUACUUUUUAUCUCCUCAGCACGAGUACCACGUGCUAUACGAACCUCUGCAAUGUUGUGUAUUUAUUGAGUGUUCACACUUGCAUAAUUUGUACAUAUGAACCGAUACCUGUUUUUAAUACCGAUGCUGUUUCCUAUGAAUGUCAAGUGUAUAUUCACUAUGUUGACUAGUCGUAACAGGUUUUAGAACAUGACUAUGAGGCACUGCAAGCCGUGAGUUUUGCUGAAUAUCGCCUUUUAAUGUUUGUAUUGGUAACGCGUCAUGUCUUUGGACGGUAUACCGUUAUGCAUAAACCAGGAUUCGAUGGAAGCUAGUCUUCUAGCCUCUGAGUGAAAAGUCGUCAUCCUUACUAAGCCAGAUCUCUGCUGCGAACACGUGUUAGAGUUAGAGUUAAACGAGUUAGAGGUCAAGGCAGUGAGGAGGAGCUUCUGAGCAACAAUGGCGCCAUGGUGUAGAAGAUCGUACAAUCACUUACACCAUCUAUAACAUUUUGCACGCACCGGUCACAUCACAUACAGACAGAGUUGUACACGUUACUCGGAAAAAGUAAUUGAUUACAAUUACUGUUACUACUGCGCGAAAAGUAAUUCUUUACCGUUACAAAUUACUUCAUCGAAAAUGUAAUACGUUACCGAUUAAAAAAUGUAACGCGUUACUUUUCCCGUUACUUUAAAUUGUGAGCCAUAGCAAAGCCAACAAGGCUGCAGUGAAUGCAACCAUGCAGCUCUUGUUGCAAAUUCUAGUAUGAGACACCAACAUACUUGAUAAGUGAAAUUCACAAAUACAUUUGAAAGCAACAUACAGAACGCAUAUACGGGUUUAUUACAGAUUUAUGUACACAUUUAAAACAACAUCGAAACAUAUCUGUUUCAUUUUAUUACUAUAUUGUUAUGUUCAGCCCGCACAAUUUAUCAAUACAGUCACCUAUUUUACUGUUGCUCCAGUAGGUCGCAGUAUAAGGGAUUAUCAUAUUACUGUGGUGUGCAUGAAACACGUGUGGACUAGAGACGGCCGUCACAGUGAUCUCUGCGUCAUUGCUUCAGUUGAACUCGUGGUGGAACAGAAGAACAGAUUGGCUUGCUGGAAAGAGUUGCCAUUGUUGACAGAAGGUUAAAAAAGUAAUCGAUUACUCAGUAAUUGAUUACCGAAAAUUGUAAUCAGAUUACUUGGAAAAUUACUUGCUCACAAAAUUAUGUUAAAAAAUUACUGAAAAAAGUAAUUGAUUACUAGUAACGCAGUUACUAGUAACGCGUUACGUACAACUCUGCAUACAGAUGACUUCGAGGCAUCGUCGCCCCGUAGAACCGCUGUCUUACACGAAGCGUCGUUCACAUGCGCUGUAAGGAAAAAGGAGUAGGUCGAGGGGGAGGGGGGGGGCAAUUACAGCUCCUAGUCGCCUAAAUUGCAAUUACUCUUUAUUUUAGUCCCCUGUCCCUGAAAAUUACUCCUCUGCACUGUAAAUAGUCCCUAAACUCCACAUAUGCUUCCGUGCAUUUCGUCCCCAAAGCGACUGUAGUCGUGUUAAACUUAAGAAGGAAAAAGAAAUCAAGUCUGUCAGCUCUCAAACUACGGUAUUACUGCUCCGCGGAUAGGAUGGCUGGGUGCGGUGAGGUCACGCGCCCUCCUUGCGCCAGAUAAUGUAAUCCUCCGUACUCGCUCUGCUUCCGUAUUGGCUGUUAAGACUGGCGCAUGACACUACGCUCUGUCAGAAAGUGCGCUCCCUUACUGAUGGCGCAUGGUGGGCUGCAGUAUUUCUCCUGGCGCGCUAUUGCUUCUCCUUAUCUCCAACAGCGUAUAUAGUGGACUGACUACAUUUCUUUUCCUUUUUAAGAUGAACACGACUAUUAUGGUUAUGGCUAUACAUCUGAUACCCAAAAGGACUAAAACUACACUUUUUUUUUUCUUGAGAGAAUAUAAACGUUUGAAACUUUGCCUCUUGCUGGUCUCGCUUAAGCGUUGCCGCCCGGAAGGCAAAUCGCACGCAAAAAAAAAAAAAGUGUUUAGACAAGUGUGUGACAGUUCUUCACACACAUGUCAUACUGCCUUUUGCUGCAACGAAAGGCUAAAAAACGAAAGGAUACAUUCACCUUUUCAUGCACCUUGUGCCCCAAUUCUCGGUGCCGUAGCGAAACAUACUGUAAGAAGUGCCAACGAGAAAAGAUUUUUUCGUCUCAGGUUUGAUUCACGAAUUAUGUUGCUCAAACUGUAAGAUAAGACUGUUAAACAAAGGAAAAGCUCUGCAGACUAGUACCUCUGUCACACAUGCAGUCUUCAAUCACCAUUGAAACCAAUUGCCAUUGAACAUGAGCGUAGCGCCCCCAAGCGCGUAACUUGGCAACCUGUCAUAGAGCAUUGAAUCCAAUGCUCUUGGAGAAGUUGACAGGGUUCACGCUUGGUGGCGCCACACGCAUGAUUUCAAUGAUGCUUGAACACUGCCUUUGUGACAGAGGCGUAACAUGAUGGCAUUAUGAAAGAAAAUAAACAUUGGAUUGCA
Ornithodoros turicata is the source of this 6089-nucleotide messenger RNA. RefSeq names its product FYVE, RhoGEF and PH domain-containing protein 2-like. Gene Ontology annotation, cellular component: cytoplasm. Gene Ontology annotation, molecular function: guanyl-nucleotide exchange factor activity; metal ion binding. Lineage: Eukaryota; Metazoa; Arthropoda; Arachnida; Ixodida; Argasidae. Gene Ontology annotation, biological process: cytoskeleton organization; filopodium assembly. The transcript is spliced from 19 exons. The record is from RefSeq and is a predicted model, not a curated record. Bases 166 to 3303 code for a protein of 1045 amino acids.